Coturnix japonica (Japanese quail) is the source of this 2107-nucleotide messenger RNA. The record is from RefSeq and is a predicted model, not a curated record. Lineage: Eukaryota; Metazoa; Chordata; Aves; Galliformes; Phasianidae.
UUCAAACAGACACACGCGUGUGGCGUAAGGGUGGAUACAGCAAGGAUCUUAAUCCAGAGGGUGAAAGUGCCAGGUGAAAAUUCAUGAGCUAGAACAUAAUCUUCAGGAGCAGAAGCAAAGGAUUGAGCAAUUGGAACGUAAUAAGGUUCCAUGGAAAACUAAUGCCGUUUCUGGGAAAAAAAGUCGAACCCUAGAGGGAGAAAUAGUGUCUCACAGAGACACAUCUAAAAAGAAGGAAUCCUGCUGCAGUAAAUACUUAGAGCUGUUGCUAAAGGAGAUUAAAAAGCUGAAGAAAGAAAACGAGAAGUUGUCUGCAGAAAGGAGAGCACUAAGGAAGGAAUUGUCUGGAUUAGACAAGGAGUUUUUCGAAGAGGUAGAAGAUUUAAAGCGUGCAGUGCUGGAAUCUGUGAAACUGAAUAAUCAGUAUGAGAAGUGCUUGAAACAAAUUAGUGUCAUCUUUGGACUUCCUUUUACGGUACAUGUGUAACUGCUCCUUGAUCCAAUGGCAAGGAUUUUAUGCUGAUAUGGAGCCUUUCUUGGCCCUCUGACCAAGCCCUUCUGUCCUCACCUCAGAGAGUAGAACUUAGCCACUGGGAAAGACUCCUGUGCCGGUGCUGCAAUGCUGAGUGCCAGCUUUACCAGUAUGAAGAGCCGUCCUUUGAAGAAGAGGAUCUGUUUCCUACUGAAACUCGUCUGCUUUGUCAGCUCUGUGCUAAUAUUUUGUGAAUUUUUCAUUUAUUACUUGGUGAUUUUUCAAUGUCAGUGGCCAGAUGUGGAAGGUGGGGCUCACACAGGUAACGAAGAGACUCCAGCUUCAGUCCUGAAGGCCAUGUUUUUAGCUGAUACUCACCUGCUUGGUGAAAUCAAAGGACAUUGGCUGGAUAAACUACGAAGGGAAUGGCAAAUGGAGAGAUCUUUCCAAACUGCUUUGUGGUUACUGCAGCCAGAUAUUGUUUUUAUUCUGGGAGAUGUCUUUGAUGAAGGAAAAUGGGACUCGCCUCAGGCGUGGGCUGAUGACGUCAGGAGAUUUCAGAAAAUGUUUAAAUACCCACUUAGUACUGAGCUGGUGGUUAUCGUUGGGAAUCAUGACAUCGGGUUUCACUAUGAAAUGACCACUUACAAGGUACAUCGCUUUGAAAAAGUUUUCAACUUCACUUCAGGAAAGCUAAUAACUCGAAAAGGAACAAACUUUGUCCUGGUGAACAGCGUGGCCAUGGAGGGGGAUGGCUGCACCCUGUGCCGAACUGAGGAGGUGAAGCUUGUGGCGCUUUCUCACAGACUGAACUGCUCCCAGCAGGAACAGAACCAUCCCCAGAAGAGGUGCAGUGAUGCAGAAAAGCCUCCAGCUUCACAACCAAUCCUUCUGCAGCAUUACCCUCUCUAUCGGAAGAGUGAUGCAGAGUGCAGUGGAGAAGAUGCUGCCCCUCCAGAGGAGAAGACCAUCCCAUUUAAAGAGAAAUACGACGUGCUGUCUCAGGAAGCAUCACAAAAGCUGCUGUGGUGGUUCCGUCCCCGCCUGGUUAUCAGUGGGCACACGCACAGCGCCUGCCAAGUGCUGCACCCAGGGGGGAUCCCAGAGAUCAGCGUCCCGUCGUUCAGUUGGAGGAAUAGAAACAACCCUAGUUUCAUCAUGGGCAGCAUAACACCAACUGACUUCUCCCUCCACAAAUGCUUCCUUCCACGUGAGAGCAGAGUCUUUGCUAUAUACUGGGCAGCGGGAGCCCUGCUCGUCGUCCUGGUGCUAGCUCAUUUUCAGCUUCUCACUCCACCAUUUUAUUUUGCUCAGCGUUUAAUCAGUAAGCAUAAAGCAGCAUGAAGAGCCAGACAUCUGCAUUCAGUCACUGAAAUACCAAAGCUGAGAACAGUCAAACAUCAGACUAUAUUCAUGCCAGCAAAUGACCUAAUUUGAUUGCUAGUCUGAAGGCAGGUUGCAUUUACACAUACCAUAGAAGUCCUAUACAGCUGAUAUGACUACUACAGGAUAAAUAAUUAACUGAAAUGAAUGUUCCAUGCUGUACAAAAAUACUGUAUUCUACAAUCAAAUGAGUCCUUUUCCUGCUAUAAUUUUUGUAUCAAAUAUGUAUAUUAAAAGUGUAACUGUACAUUA